CAACUUAAGGAAGAGAAGAGAUAGAUACAAAAUGGAGUCAUCAUUAAUGUUCUUACUAGUUCUGAUGAUCACAAUUACUAUGUUUGCCGCAGAAAGCCACAAAUUACCAGCUCUGUGCCCGCUGCCGAGCACAGAACCCGUCUGCACUACGGGUACCGAGAUCGAGCACUGGCAGCAGCACGAGGUGUUGCUGAAACAAAUAAACGACGCAGGCUGCUGCAUAGUCAGCUACUAUGGCGGCUUUCCCAUCUACUCGUACUCGUACUGUCGAGACGACAAUCCCAAGGCGGGAUGCAAGGUAUGUUUGGAGGAAGCUGCUGGGAUUGUAGUGCAGAACUGCAACAACACGCACGGAGCUCGAUACACGAGGCCCUCGGGGAGUUGCUGUAUUAGGUACGAGAACUACCAGUUCUGCUCACCGUGAUUUUCAGCAAAUUCCAUAUCAGAGUUAUGAAUGGAUCGAUCAAUCGAUGUUUGAAUUCCAGAUGUUGAGUUGUGUAACUUGGCAGUAGAUCGAUAAGUAUACUGUUACAUCGAAAAAGAAUUUGCCGCCGGGCCGCCGGCAUGGGUAUUGUAAUAUAAUGUUGUUCUUUGU
Molecule: messenger RNA, 595 nt
Organism: Linum trigynum
Lineage: Eukaryota; Viridiplantae; Streptophyta; Magnoliopsida; Malpighiales; Linaceae
Source: the annotation of a GenBank genome assembly